AUCCGGGCGUGAGGCGUGUUCUUUCGCUUCUUGGUCCGGUGGACUUAGCAGGUAUGAAGAUCACGAGGCAGAAACACGCCAAGAAACAUCUCGGCUUCUUCCGCAACAAUUUCGGAGUUCGCGAGCCGUACCAGAUAUUGCUAGACGGCACCUUCUGUCAGGCGGCGCUGCGGGGCCGCAUCCAGCUGCGGGAGCAGCUGCCCCGCUACCUCAUGGGGGAGACGCAGCUGUGUACCACCAGGUGUGUGUUAAAGGAGUUGGAAACGUUGGGAAAGGACUUAUAUGGGGCAAAAUUGAUUGCACAAAAAUGCCAAGUUCGAAAUUGUCCCCAUCUCAAGGAUGCAGUGAGUGGAUCAGAAUGCCUGCUUUCCAUGGUUGAAGAGGGAAAUUCUCAUCAUUAUUUUGUGGCAACACAGGAUCAAAAUUUGUCUGUGAAAGUAAAGAAAAAGCCCGGAGUUCCUCUCAUGUUUAUUAUUCAGAACACUAUAGUCUUGGACAAACCUUCUCCCAGAACAAUUGCCUUUGUUAAAGCAGUGGAGGCUGGUCAGCUUGUCUCCGGGCAUGAGAAACAAAAUAUCAAACAACUCAAAGAAGAACAGGGUUUAGUACAAAACCCUGAACAGGGAAGAAGAAAGAAGCGCAAAAAAGUAAGUGGCCCCAAUCCUCUUAGCUGUUUGAAGAAAAAGAAGAAAACACGGGACACAAAACCACCUUCUGCAUCUGAAAAAAAAAGAAAAAGAAAAAGAAUCCGGAACAGAUCUACCUCAGAGGUACUUUCUGAAAAACAGAAUGCAGAAGGAUAAUGGCUCCCUUGGAUACUUUAAAAGACUUUUACAUGUGAAAACAUAAAAAUUUAUUUAAAAUUGUGGAAGUACUUACAAUAAACGACUAAACUUAUUUUUGUAAAUGGGCACAGACCCAUAAGCCUCUGCCUAAAAUUAUCUGUAAAAUAAAAAGAGUGAAUGGGUUCAGGUGCGGUAGUGUUAACUUUCUUACCGAGUGGUUUUGGGAUAUUGUUUUUCAAGGUAAAACUAUUAUCUCUUCCCUUUCCCCCCAACAGAAAAAUUAUAUGCAAACAGUUUUGAAGAAAUCAAAUAGUAAUGAAAGGCUUGUUCCCCAAAAAGAGGGCAGUCCCUCUUUCAUACUCACACAAGAAACCUCUUUCAACUCAUAGCUAUUCUCGAAUUUAUAGUUCUAAUAACAGGAAUAUACUUCUCUCUAUUGAUCCUUCCAUCAUCUUUUGACUUCCUACUAGGAAAAAUGGAAAUAUUUGCUUACUUACACUCCUCCGAUUCUCUCAGUGUGUUAAUAUUUAAGUCUAUACAUCCUAAACUCAGUUUUUCAUUAUGACUAUAAACAUUGUUCACUGCUGAACCAGGUAGUAUACUAUGAUUAAAUUUAUUUCUUACCCUACUUUAUUACUCCUGAAUUUAAUACUGGCCUCAUUUUAAGCAUCUUAGCCUUGCCACAUUCUUCGAUAACUGAAGGAUCUCACAAUAUAGUUUUUCCUAUGGUCAUAGCCAUCAGAUAAUACAGGUCAUUUUUCACCCUGGAGAUAAUUCUAGAGCCUCUGACAUCCUCCAAUACAGAAAGGUUUUGUAGCUAAAUUGGUCUAAGGGUCAAUUAAGAAUUGAAUAAUCAAACUUGUUUUCAGCUGCUGCUUUUAAUCAUCAGGCCAAAAUUAAAAUGUUUUUGCACUGUUAAGACUGAAAUAUAAAGUUGUUUCAAAAGUGAAAUCUCUGAUCAGUAGCUCCUGAUUGAAGCUUCCAUGACAUCUUAGAGCAGUGGUUCGUAAUCUAUCAUAGCGUCGUUACGAAGCGCAUCAUGAAUAAGUUCUUACGACUUUUCUUAAAUGUGAGACAAUUCAAAUUUAUUCCUACAGAAAUACCAUGCUCUGUUGAAUUCAGAGGUGCUUCUUUGAUAGAAAGUGGAAUGAUAGCUUUAACUACAAUGGGGAAUAACAGACUGUAUUAUCUGGCAAGCCUGAGUGGUGUUUGUAAUUUCAUGAUUCCGUUUUAAGUUCUUAACAGUAGGAACAUUUUUAAUAAAAGCUAUUGAAAAAAGUGUGACUAAUCCAUCUGUAAUUCCCAUGAGUGAGGAUAACGUUUGUUAAUAAGCACAGGUUAGUUACCAAAUCAAAUGUAGACAGCAAUGAAGCAGGUGGAAUGUACCCCGAUGGUAUUCAUUUUAACAUUUUGAAAUGCAUAAAUUUUAGUCAAAAUUACAAUGUAUUAGAAAGUAUACUAUUUUAAAUCCUAAAACUGAUUUGCCAUUUGCUUUUUGUUAGGUUAUUUUAAAAGAUUUUCAAAGAAAACAAUCUCACCAUAUCCUUGUACAAUUCUCUUGUGAAUAUUACCCUUACACCUCCUCUCCCAAAUCUACUUCAAUCCCUAGUACUA
Molecule: messenger RNA, 2399 nt
Organism: Trichechus manatus latirostris (Florida manatee)
Lineage: Eukaryota; Metazoa; Chordata; Mammalia; Sirenia; Trichechidae
Gene: UTP23
Product: UTP23 small subunit processome component
Exons: 3
Coding region: 54-803 (249 amino acids)
Cellular component (GO): small-subunit processome; nucleolus
Molecular function (GO): small ribosomal subunit rRNA binding
Source: RefSeq, a predicted model, not a curated record